Messenger RNA from Echinococcus granulosus, 324 nucleotides. RefSeq lists its product as hypothetical. The record is from RefSeq and is a predicted model, not a curated record. Bases 1 to 324 code for a protein of 107 amino acids. The transcript is spliced from 3 exons. NCBI's taxonomy places the organism in Eukaryota, Metazoa, Platyhelminthes, Cestoda, Cyclophyllidea, Taeniidae.
AUGGCUAACGCCGUGAGGAAGUUUGAGGUUGGUCUUGACUCAAUGCCGAACUCUCACAAAGGCGAUCAAGCAUCCCAGACUGACAACUCAGACGUCAAAUCCCUCGGUGAGCACUAUGCGAAACUCAAGAAUCAGAUUGAGGUCCUUAUAUUGAGCUAUUUCAAUCACUUUAGUCGUCAAUACCUAAACAGCGACUCUUUUCUGAACAUACCGCCAGCCCUUGAUCGAGAUUUGGAGAAAGGUGUAAGCUCAACUACACCGAAAGCGGAGACGUGGUUCGUGGAGUCAGAGGCCGGUGUUGUGGCCUGCGGAGAUGACAAGUGA